AUGGUGACAUCGAGAGAUGUCUUGAAAUUCCAAAACAGCAAAGUGAUUGUGCAUUUUGAUGAAGAUUGUGGUCAACCAAUUGGAGAUUCUGGAGGUUUACUUGGAUCGUCGUUAGGUCAAUUAAGCCAUGAUGUGAAUUUGCUACCCAUUAACUACAUCGAUUGGAGGACUGUUAAUCCUCACACAAUAGAAAGGGCAUGGGAAGUAAUUCAGGCCAAAUUUCAGUUUGAUGAUCCGAUGAUGAGAAACGAAUAUGUGAUGAGUGCAUUAGGUAGCAGAUGCAAGGAUGUCAAACGUCGUCUUUGGAAAGAUUACAAACAAAACAACCUGAGUGAAAUGUUGCAGAAUCAACCUGUGGUCGUUNCNGAGGACCAGUGGCAUCAUUUCGUUCNCAUAAGGUUCAGUGAAAAGUGGCAGAGAAUGCAACAGCGAAAUAUGGAGAACCAAAAAAAGAAUACCAUGCCUCACGUGUGUGGAAGAAAGAGUUUUCCAAGGAGAAGAGAUGAGAUUAAAAUCAAGACUGGUAGAACACUAUGUCGAGCAGAGUUUUUCAUUGCGACUCGUACGAAACCUGAUGGAAGCUUUGUAUGUGAGGAGGCAAAAACCCGUGCGGAAGCACUUACAACGUUGAUGAGGCAAAAUCCGCGAGUCAUAAACAAUGUUACAGCUAGCUUGGAUGAUGAAUAUACUCAAGUGUUUGGUCCAGAGCGUCCAUGA
Molecule: messenger RNA, 717 nt
Organism: Arabis nemorensis
Lineage: Eukaryota; Viridiplantae; Streptophyta; Magnoliopsida; Brassicales; Brassicaceae
Source: the annotation of a GenBank genome assembly